Messenger RNA from Lentinula edodes (shiitake mushroom), 1827 nucleotides. Its product is annotated as glycosyl transferase family 90-domain-containing protein. The transcript has 6 exons. The record is from RefSeq and is a predicted model, not a curated record. Bases 1 to 1827 code for a protein of 608 amino acids. Lineage: Eukaryota; Fungi; Basidiomycota; Agaricomycetes; Agaricales; Omphalotaceae.
AUGAACAUUACGAACACUGCAAACGAAGACGCUAGCACGGAUAGGAACUCAAAGGAUGACAGGGAAGUGGCACAGGAGAAAUUGCUUUUGGAACGGGACGCUUUCGAAGGGUAUGCUCCGAGUCCUGUCAAAAAGGCCAGAGGACGACAUACUUAUCGAUCGGAUGGCCUCCUCGAAGUCAAUCCAAAAGGACCUCAUCCUAUCUUUGAGCUCGUCAAUAACGCGGAGAAGGCGUGGAACGAGAAGUUACGGAAGGCUAGUACAUCUCUUGAUGAAGCCAUUGGCGAAUACAGACGAAGAUAUCGAAGAAACCCUCCAAAGGGUUUUGACAAGUGGUGGGAAUAUGUUCAGAAACACGAUGUACAACUCCCGGACGAGUACGACCAGAUAUAUCACGACCUGGAACCAUUUUGGGGUUUAGAACCAUCAUACCUCCUUGAACUACAAGCCGAAAGGGAAUUUAAACAGGACACUUACACAAUUGGGAAGAACGCUGAAGGGAAACUUGAUAUCCUCCAAACAUCAUUCCAGGAGGGUGCAUAUGACCAGCUGAUAUGGAUUGCGAACAAAGUGUUAGAUAUACUUCGUGAUAUCGAAGAUGACCUUCCUUUCUUUCGUGCAACGUUCACUCCCCACGAUGGUCCGAAUUUGAUGACUGAUUAUGUGGUCAAAAGUACACUUUUGGAGGCAGCCAGCACAGAUUCUUCAGACAUAGGAAAGGAACGACUUCCACCAAUCCAUCGUCUAGGAUGGCUUUCUGCUUGCGAUCCGGAGUCUCCAGCUCGCCGAAUUGACUUCAAUCUUGAUGGGCCUAGACCACUGAAACCUAAAAAAUCCUUCAUCCACGACCAUCUUCUGACGAUGGACCCUUGUUUACAUCCGCACCUGUUCUGGGUGCACGGACAAUUCCUCUCCCAUAAUACAGGACCUAACCCUUAUUCCACCAUGAUUCCCGAGUUUUCCUCUUGCAGUACUUCUCUUCACCACAAUAUCCGAUUUCCCACACCUUAUGGAUGGAUCGAAGACAUCUUACCUCGUUCCGAUGAUCCUGAUUUUGCCGACAAGACCGACGAGCGUUUACUCUGGCGAGGGACGAAUACCGGUAUUCAUCAUUCUCCACGGACCCGCUGGCAAAGCUCCCAAAGGGAUACUCUCGUAAGAAUUGCCAACGAGGUUAAUGGAACCCUUGAGUACCUUGUCCCACCUAAUCUUGGGUAUGAAGAUCAACCUGUCGAUAACCCUAAAACAGCGCGAAGAGCACGAUUGAAUCCAGCGAUGAUGGAUGCUGCAUUUGUUCGAGAGCCAUCGCAGUGUGUAGAACCAACGUGUAGCCAAAUGAAGCAGACAUAUGAGUACAAAAAUAUGCAAAGCAUGAAAGCUGCAGGAAAUUACAAAUAUGUCCUUGAUGUUGAUGGUAACGGUUGGUCUGGUCGUUUCAAACGUCUAAUGACCUCGAACUCGUUGGUUUUUAAGACCACUAUAUAUCCCGAAUGGUUUGUAGACCGUGUAGCACCCUGGGUGCACUAUAUCCCAGUCCAGGUGGAUCUAUCAGACCUCUAUGACUCACUAAUAUUUUUCCGCGGGGACUCUAAUGGUGAAGGUGCUCACGAAGAGCUUGCACGGCAGAUCGCAUUGCAAGGUCGGGAAUGGAGCAAAAAGUACUGGCGCCGAGAGGAUAUCAUUGCAUAUUCGUACAGAAUGUUUUUAGAGUAUGCCCGACUUAUGAGCCUCAAUCGAGAGGCAAUGACCUACCAAGGGGAAGGGGAAUUACACUUGGAUCGAUGGAGUAAGGACAAGGACAUUGUGCAAGACCCACUCUUGCACUGA